Ctenocephalides felis (cat flea) is the source of this 855-nucleotide messenger RNA. RefSeq lists its product as uncharacterized. The record is from RefSeq and is a predicted model, not a curated record. The coding region runs from base 1 to 855 and encodes 284 amino acids. NCBI's taxonomy places the organism in Eukaryota, Metazoa, Arthropoda, Insecta, Siphonaptera, Pulicidae. The transcript has a single exon.
AUGGCAGCGAGGCUCGAUCUUACAGUCCUAAAUACUGGAGUGACGUCGACAUUUAGAAGACCUGGUUAUCGAGAGUCAAUUCUCGAUAUUACUCUGGCGACUCCAAAAACUGCCAGUAGAAUCCAGGACUGGAAGGUCUCCGAGGAAUACACUGGAAGUGAUCAUCAAUCCAUCAUCUACUGGAUAGAAGAGACUACCCACCACGUACACCGAGAUUACGAAAGAUGCAGCUGGAAUACCAGGAAGUUGGACAUUGAUGCUCUACGAGAAUCCCUCACGCGGGGGUGGGUGACACUCGAAUCACAUCCGUUCCCAACUAACAGCAGCGAGACGGAAAACAUUGUAACAAAAACGAUGAAGAUUAUAACUGCAGCAUGCAAUGCUUCUAUGCCACGUCGUAAAACACAGGACUUGCGCCGGCCAGCAUAUUGGUGGACAUGCGAAAUCGCAGAGCUGAGGAAAAAAUGUCACCAACUCCGACGACGAGCAACAAGAGCUGCUAAGCACUCCCCAGCUCAGACCUACUACUCCAAUGAGUACAAGGCGGCCAAGAAGGAGCUCAAUAGAGCCAUCAAGUCCAGUAAAGGCAAGCUGUGGGCAGAAAUUUGCAACGACCUCAAUAACGAUGUCUGGGGCAAAGCCUACCAUAUAGUCGCAAAAGGAUUGGGUAGAACCUUACCAGAGCCGCCAAAAAGCCCGGCUAUGAUGAACCAGAUUGUUACUGAGCUCUUCCCAAACCACCCAGCGCGGAAGAAGAGUCGCUACAAGAACACCACCAAUGUGUUGCAGUUCACUGUUUCGGAACUGCAAACCGCAGCAAAAAACCCUGAAACUAGGGAAAGCACCCGGCCCUGA